GUUCUUUUCACCGAUGCCUCGUCUUGAUCGCGUUGAUGUUUGGAAAAGCAACGCUCGAUCCCUGCAGCUCCAGCUCCGGGACCGGUUCAGAGUCGCCGUUGACCGCCAUUGGCGCCGCCGCAACCACCAUACCUUCAUCCCUUCCGCCGAUGGCUACUUUUCCUCUACGAUUCAGCGCUGGCUUAGCAGAUUUCGCGAUUUUCGGAGGGACUCCUUGCCUUCUUCUACCUCUUUCUAUCGCAAACGAGUGACUAAGGAUUUCAGUUCCGAAGAGGAUUCAACUCUCUUUCGUAUGAUGCAAGCUGUUGCUGUUCCUGUUCUUGGAAAUGUAUGUCACGUUUUUAUGAAUGGAUUGAACCGCGUUCAGGUUUAUGGUUUAGAAAAAUUACACUCCGCGUUGUUGCACAGACCUAAAGGCAAGCCUCUUCUUACGGUUAGCAAUCAUGUUGCUUCCAUUGAUGAUCCGCUUGUCAUUGCUUCGCUGCUUCCUCCUCAUGUUCUUUUGGAUGCUAAAAAUCUCAGAUGGACGCUUUGUGCAACCGAUAGGUGCUUUAAAAACCCUGUAACCUCUGCAUUCUUUCGAUCUGUCAAAGUCUUGCCAGUUUCUCGUGGUGAUGGGAUUUAUCAGGAGGGAAUGGACAUGGCCCUAUCGAAAUUGAACCAUGGUGGUUGGGUCCACAUAUUCCCAGAAGGUAGUCGUUCCAGGGAUGGAGGCAAAACCAUGGGCUCUUCCAAGAGAGGCGUUGGCAGGUUGGUUCUGGAUGGAGAUAGCAUGCCCCUUGUUGUCCCAUUUGUACAUACAGGGAUGCAAGAGAUUAUGCCAAUAGGUGCUAACUUUCCCAGAAUAGGCAAGACGGUAACAGUGCUCAUAGGCGAUCCAAUCAAUUUUGAUGAUAUACUCAACAUGGAAAAGGGCCCGGAUGUGCCAAGAAGAAGACUAUAUGAUGCAGUAGCAUCGAGAAUUGGUGAUCGGUUACAUGAAUUGAAGGUCCAAGUUGACACCAUAGCAAUUGAACAAGAAAUGCAGCUACAAGAUCACUCCUCACAGAGCAUGGAACGAACAUCUGGUAUCUUGCAGCAGGUUGAUUGGGAAUUGUUUGGAAUGGAUAGUCUUAUGUCUGUAGAUGAUGAUCCCAAGCAGAGACAUGAAGCGGUUGCCCUCGCAAAUACAUGCGUUUCUCAACAUCAGCAGUCUCAUAGUGAUCAAAGUUGGAGAAUGAGUUUCUCAUACAGGAUGCGUGGUUAUAUAAAUCAGAUGGAACUCAAAUCUUUUGCGGCGAGAGGCUUACUUACGAAUAAUGAAACUAAGAACUCUGUUGGCUGUAGUAGACAGAUAGGUCCCUUGAGGGCAUGGAAACAGUUUUUGGAAGCUAAUCUAUUACGGCAGUGGAAUUACGUCCAUUGCUGAAAGCAUAGCUUUGGAUGGUGUAAAUUCAAAUCUUUGCUGCUUGAUUAAAAUAAUUGAGUUUUUGUUAGACCAAUGGAUAAAAUUCGUAACUCAAAACUCAAUUAGCUACUGUACCAGUUAGUGGCAGGGUGUAAUUAUUUAGUGGCACUCGGUUAUUUUUCCUUUCAUAUAGUUAAAAAAAAAUAUUAACUUAAAGAAUUAAUAAAUAGCUUCUUUUCU
Messenger RNA from Abrus precatorius (Indian licorice), 1627 nucleotides. RefSeq names its product tafazzin. The transcript has 7 exons. Bases 14 to 1408 code for a protein of 464 amino acids. NCBI's taxonomy places the organism in Eukaryota, Viridiplantae, Streptophyta, Magnoliopsida, Fabales, Fabaceae. Gene Ontology annotation, biological process: phospholipid metabolic process. The record is from RefSeq and is a predicted model, not a curated record.